Molecule: messenger RNA, 1427 nt
Organism: Quercus lobata
Lineage: Eukaryota; Viridiplantae; Streptophyta; Magnoliopsida; Fagales; Fagaceae
Product: Glycosyl hydrolase superfamily protein
Exons: 3
Coding region: 186-1400 (404 amino acids)
Biological process (GO): carbohydrate metabolic process
Molecular function (GO): hydrolase activity, hydrolyzing O-glycosyl compounds
Source: RefSeq, a predicted model, not a curated record
AAAACCAUUUAAGAGGUAACAGCCAAAGCCAAUUUUGCCAAGGCAAGCUAAAACUCUCAGACUCUCUAAAAGGACUUCAAACAAGAAAAGAAAGGAAUUCAUUGCACCACUAUAUCUCUCCCUCUCUCUCUCUCUUUCUUCCUCUCCCUCCCUCCCUCUCUCUCUCUCUCUCUCUCUCUCUCCAAAUGGCAAAUUUCAAUAGCAGAAUUUCCAUCAUCCAUACUUUUCUUGUGUGUUCUCUCUAUUUCUCAGAUUUUGGCUUUCUACAAGGAGUUACAUCAUUUGGAAUCAACUAUGGUCAACUGGGCAAUAAUUUGCCACCACCCGACGAGGUCCUCGAAUUGUUAAGCUCUCUCAGGCUGACAAAAGCAAGAAUUUACGACACCAAUCCUCAAAUUUUGUCAGCAUUCGCCAACUCCAGCGUAGAGCUCAUUGUCACAGUCGAAAAUGAAGUGCUAGCUCAGCUAAUGAACCCUCAACAAGCCCUUCAAUGGGUAACCACCCACAUCAAGCCCUACUUUCCAGCCACAAAAAUCACAGGCAUAGCCGUAGGAAAUGAGAUCUUUACUGAUAAUGAUAAAACGCUAAUGUCAUAUCUUGUUCCAGCCAUGGUGAGCAUUCACGGUGCUCUUGUUCAAUUAGGCCUAGACUCACAUAUUCAAGUCUCGACCCCUACUUCUCUAGCGAUUCUUGCUGAGUCGUAUCCACCUUCGGCCGGUAGUUUCAAAAACGAGUACUAUGGUACCAUGUCACAAGUGUUACAGUUCUUGUCAAGCACCAAAUCACCAUUUUGGGUUAAUGCCUAUCCAUAUUUUGCUUAUAAUGGUGAUCCAACUCGCAUUUCUUUAGACUAUGCGCUUUCCAAUCCUAACGCAGGAAUGAUUGACCCUUAUACCAAGCUACAUUAUGAUAAUAUGCUCUAUGCCCAAGUAGAUGCAGCCAUUUUUGCUGUUGCUAGAAUGGGUUUCAAUGGAAUAGAGGUCAGGGUUUCAGAGACUGGGUGGCCAUCAAAAGGGGACGCUAAUGAAGUUGGUGCAACCCUAGAGAAUGCUGCAGUUUAUAAUAGAAAUUUGUUGAGAAGGCAAUUGAAAAAUGAAGGUACUCCAUUGAGGCCUAACAUGAGGUUGGAAGUUUAUGUGUUCGCUUUGUUCAAUGAGGAUUUGAAGCCUGGACCAACUUCAGAAAGGAAUUAUGGUCUCUAUCAACCUGAUGGAACCAUGUGUUACAAUGUAGGCCUCUCUGCCUUAUCAACUCCUUCCACAACUUCCUCAACUUCAACUGCUACCGUUUCUUUUACUUCUUCUUCCACUAAGGCAGCAACAAUGGAAUAUCAAAGCUUGGUGUACUGGAUGUUUGUGUAUUUGCUGACCAUCCAAGUUUUUAUGAGAAGAUUAUUUUAAGGAAAUGGAAGUCAUGUAAAUAUCACU